CUGAACUGAAUAUUUCUGAAGAAUUGUGGAAAAAUAUCCGUUCGAACAGUCGAAAUGUGGAACGAGAAAGAGAUCCCCAUGAAUUUCGUAAGCAUCGAAUUGAUCAAUGAAAUCAAAGCAAUAACUGAUGAUUGUCGUUUCUUGUCCCGAAGAAUGACGAAACACCUUGAGAGCCUGCCACGCAUAGACCGUAAGAAAAUAGUGGAAGGCGUAACAUAUUUUGGCUGUUUUUCUCUGUUUACCGCCUGUAACCAACGAAAUAUUCGCAUUAUUGAAUAUUUGAUAACAGUGUGCGAUGCCAGCACCGAGCAGACGAGUUACUACCCAUGUGAGAACGAUCGAGCGUACACUAUCACGCCGCUGGGUAGAGCUUGCUUUACCGGGAAUAUGCCGGUUGUGGAAUGCCUCAUACGGUUGGGUUGCGACCCAAAUGGUCCCUUCGAGGAUGGAUUAACACCGCUGCACAUUGCGUUUCGCCGAAAAAAAAUGAAAGUAGUUCAAUACUUGAUAGACAAUGGAGCGGAUUUACAGAGACCGAGCUACGAUGGCACGACCUGUCUAAUGAGUGUAUCUCAAUCGGCGCACCUAACAGGGUACCUGCUCAACAACGGGGCAGAUCCCAAUGCGUGUACCGUUCACAACGAGACCGCUCUGCACUACAGUAUCAAACGACGGAAACUCGAAAUAACUUGUCUGCUGUUGCAACAUGGAGCCGAUCCGUCCAUUAAAAACUCCAGAGGAGAUGACGCUCUGCAGAUAGCGUGCAUCCUUUCAGCAGAGGAAGUUGUCGAUUAUCUUAUCAAUCACUAUCAAUACUCGGCCGAAAGAUUGGCCGAUGCGUACGAACUCAUCGGAGCCUCAUUCCUGGAUUUACAUUACAACACACACAAAGCAUUGACAUAUUGGCAGAAAGCUCACUCCAUUCGAACGAAUGGGAUAAACUACAUUCAGAAAAGACCGCAGAUAACACCACGAUUCGAAUUCGGGAACGCAAUUGAGUAUACUACGAACGAAGAACUGGCUGCAAUUACACCGGAUAUUGAUGCCUUACAUACGCAGGGUUUACUGGUUUGUGAGAGGAUUUUAGGAAUCGAUCACGAUGAAACCUUGCGGCGGAUGACGCACAGAGGUUGGUUGCAUGAAACUGGUCAUCCCCAGAAGUGCUUUGAUUUGUUGGUGUUGGUGUUCAAGAUUCACAUUGAUAGGUAUUCCAUGUUACACACCAAUACCAAAGCUUCGGCACAAAGAAUCGUGUCAAUGUUGAUGACAAUAUUGAAAGAACCGGAUGUAAGUGCAAAUGAUGACGAGUUUCCCUUAUUCGAGAGAGCUUUAACUGUGUUUGAGAUGUUUGCAACAAAGAUCUUCGAGACACAACAUCUGUUAGAGAUUCAACCGGUUGAUCUGCAGCAGCAGAAGAACUACGAUAAGAUGAUUCACUAUUUAAUGCAUCUUAUGUAUAUUUUGCUCGCCAAGUCUUCCUCUGUAGAUGAGAAGGAAUUGAUUGAAAAAAAAGUUCGCGAGUUGGUUCAGCAGGAUCUGCGAACCACGGAAGACAGAGAAACGCUGCUGCAUCUAUCCGUCAGUGCUUCAAAUUUGUUAGAGAGAGUAGAUUGGGGGGAAGUUGACAACAGGGAACCCGUAUUUCCUAAUAUCACGGUGAUGAAUCUGCUGCUGAAGUGCGGAGCAGAUGUCAAUGCGAGAGAUAAGGCAAGAUCGACGCCCCUACACGUUUCAGCAUCCAACUACCAAACGGAGAUCGUUGAAAUGUUGCUCGAGCAUGGUGCCCACAUUGAUGCGCGGAACGUGUACGGCUCCCGGCCAACGCAGUACAUCGCUGAGCUAAAGGACGAUAUACUACUGAGUAACCACAUGUCACUUAAAUGUCUCUGCGCGAAUGCAAUUGUCGAAAACUCUAUACCUUAUGAGAACAAAUUUCCCGCUGCGAUGGAACGUUUUAUUAAGGCACACGAUUUUUACGACAAACAGCUAUUGUUCUAAAGCCAAUAGUCCGUAAUAUAGGCGAGAUGGUUUAUGCUUGAGAUUCCAUAUAACAUUAGUAAUAAUAAUAAUAAUAAUAAC
Molecule: messenger RNA, 2079 nt
Organism: Toxorhynchites rutilus septentrionalis
Lineage: Eukaryota; Metazoa; Arthropoda; Insecta; Diptera; Culicidae
Product: protein fem-1 homolog C-like
Exons: 1
Coding region: 55-1998 (647 amino acids)
Cellular component (GO): nucleus; cytoplasm
Molecular function (GO): protein binding
Source: RefSeq, a predicted model, not a curated record